This is a messenger RNA of Cercospora beticola, 1656 nucleotides long. It is a transcript of the gene LTV1, whose product is annotated as ribosome biogenesis protein LTV1. Gene Ontology annotation, biological process: ribosomal small subunit biogenesis; ribosomal small subunit export from nucleus. Lineage: Eukaryota; Fungi; Ascomycota; Dothideomycetes; Mycosphaerellales; Mycosphaerellaceae. Gene Ontology annotation, cellular component: preribosome, small subunit precursor; nucleus; cytosol. The record is from RefSeq and is a predicted model, not a curated record.
CGAGAUCAAUCACCAAGACGACUUGCACGUGGAAUCGCCCAAGAUGCCUCGCCAGCGCCCCUUCUCCAAGCAGAAUGCGAUCAAACUCGACUUGGUCCAUCGUGCCCAAAAUGACCCGCUCAUCCACGACGAAAAUGCUCCAUCCAUGGUCCUCGUGGAGCGAGGUCAGUCACGGCGGCCUACGGAAGACGACUAUGCAUACUCCGCUGCAGGCUCCGUGUACUCGGGCGCUUCGUUCAAAUCGUACAGAUCGCAGAAGACGAAGCAGCGAGGGGAGUUGGAAAGCGAGUUUGGCGACAAUGUGAGGAAGAACGAAGGAGAGGCAGCACAGCACGGAGUCUUCUACGACGAUACCCAAUACGACUAUAUGCAACAUAUGCGAGAUCUGGGCGGAAUGGGCAGUCAAUGGGUUGAAGCGAAGCAGCCAGAUGACAAGAAGAAGGGAAAGCAGAAGUUGGAGGACAUGCUGGCAGACAGUCUGCACUUGGACGACGCGAGCAGUGUUGCGAGUAGCACUACGAGCAGCAUUGCACGCAGUCUGUUCCCCGAGGAGAUUCUUCCCAGCGAGUUUGUGACGAAGCGAACGUACCAAGAUCAGCAGGAUGUGCCGGACGACAUAGCAGGCUUCCAGCCUGACAUGGACCCACGAUUGCGGGAAGUUCUGGAGGCCUUGGAGGAUGAAGAGUAUGUGGAUGACGAUGAGGACAUCUUUGGCGAGCUCACAAGAGACGGGUAUGAGGUGGAACGGGACGAGUGGGAGGGAGCAGUGGAGCAAUCGUUUGACGACGAUGGCUGGGAGAGUGACGAUACCAUCAAAGCGCCUGCCAGUCCGCGAGAAAUGCCCCGCGAACUACGGCUGCCCGAUGGGGUGGAGUUGGGAGAUGGAGAAAUCGCUCUGCCUCCUGAAGAUCCGCAGGCCCAGCCCACAGCGGACCCGGCAGCUGGCGGUUGGGAUUUCAUGAAAGAGCAUAAAGCUACCAAGAAGGUAGCGAAAGCUGAAGCACCAGAACCUUCCUUCAACAACGCCUCUCUGAUCUCUUCCCUUGCUAGCGGCAGGCACAAGAAGAGGAAAGGCGCCAUGACCAACCCAAGCACAUACUCCAUGUCCUCGUCAGCUCUCGUCCGGAAAGAUGCCCUACGAACGCUCGAUGAGCGCUUCGACAAGAUGGAGAAUGACUAUAGUCUGGCUGAGUUCCCCGAGGAUGAAGAAGAUGCGUACAAUGCCGACACGCAAUCGAUGGCAUCGGGUAUGUCCGGAAUGACUGGUAUGUCCUCUGCCUCUCGAGUAAGUAAGGCGUACAGCACGGCCUCUGGCAUGAGUGGUGUAAGCGGGAUUUCCAGCUACUCGCGUGCCAACGACGAAGAGGCGCCCAAGCUGGUGCGGUCCGACUUCGACGGCAUGAUGGACGACUUUCUCAGCUCGCACAACAAGGCCGGCAAGUAUGGCCAGAGAGUGAGGAGAGGUGCGCCAAAAAAUGGCAUGGAGCAGCUCGACGAGAUCCGGUCUGGUCUUGGUCCGGCAAGAUUCGGCAGCAAGACGAAACCGAAGAGCCACGUUCCAGUAAAGAUCGGUUGAUGCGCUCCUGUCUCCUCCUUCUGCAUCCACUUUUUGAUUGGCAUUUCCAUAGAUACCCAGGUAGCGUUAUUGUAGGCCGC